AUGGCCUUUCAAUCGGCCCUCUUACCAAUAUUGGUCUUGGGACUGAUGUCUAGUUUGGUGCGUUGUGCCCCCUUCCCUGGCAGGCUGAAUGGCACAGUGGAACGACGCUGGGAGACACUGUACUCGCGGUCCUUGGCUCGGAUCCCUGGGGAGAAACGAGAGAUAAACCGGGACAGCGACUAUCUUAUGGGCAUUAAACGGCUACGACGCCUUUAUUGCAAUGUAGGAAUUGGGUUUCAUAUUCAAGUUUCACCCGAUGGGAGAAUAACAGGAGUGCACAAUGAAAACCGUUACAGUAAGUUCAAAAUGAUUAUUGCACUUUUACGCAUUAGAUUGUCUUCUCACAUUAGUUGCAUGUACCUCUUGUGCUGUCAUUCCCAACCUGAACUCUGGCCUGCCUGGUCAUUCCAUGCACUUAUAGCCCGUUCCCGUGCGAGCCAUUGGUAUUAGAAUAGGCCUUUCAUAAAAUGAAAUCAAAUAUUUCAUAUUUCAUAACAUAUUUCAUGCAAUCAAUUAUAAAGAACUUAAGUGACUUACGCAAAUGUUUUUUAAUUAGAUGUAUAAAAACAUGUUUUUAUGUGCCACUUGUGUAUUCCAAUUAGCCUAUACUAAUUUGAAGAGACUGCUAGAUCGUGUCUUCAUCAACAUAUUAUCACGAUAUGAAUAUCUGGCAUAUUAUGUGAUAGUGUCAGUGUCGGGGCAGGGUUAUCUUGGCACGGUUUGAAAUGCCUCACCAAUGUGUUUAAUUUGAAAGUGGAAUAGAUAUGACUUGAUUGCAGUAUUAGAAUGUGCUUCUUAUUUCACUGCUGAUGAAAUACGUUGUCUGUGUGGCAUCGGUAACAUGCAGUGCUAUGCUAGCUAGCUAAAAAGCAAUGCCUAUUAAAUAAAUAGGUCUAAGUGUCUUGUGUCAAAGGAGAGAAUAAGGUAGGUAUGCGUUGGAACAUCUGGAGGCUAAAAAUGAUGUGUGGGUGCUUUCCACUCUGAAACCAGUGUCUGAAAUAAGAGAUUUCUAGGAACCAAGCCAAUAUCCAAUACGUCCUAAAGUUAGGACGGCGAUCUGUUACGGUAAAUUAACCCCUUGGCCUUACGUGUCAAAUUAAUGUCCCAUCGAGACAAAGUCAUAUUCGAUUACAUUUGCAGACACAAAGAAUAACAAACAUUUACUUGUCUAACAGUUGUCAUUGCAAACAUGACCCUGUAUCUUCUCAACGAUAUAAUGUGACAAAUACGCCCCUAUCGCCAAUAUCGACAAGGUCUGCCUGUGAACUUAAAGGUUGUUUUGUGUUCCCUUGGCCUAUUUUGAGACAUGACAUAAAAUUCAAGGGAGAUCCAUUACACAGAUACUGUUUGAACAGCUCUAGUCGCCAUAAAAACACCUUUAAAAAAGGGAGCCAGACAUCAUUCUGGACUCAAAAGUCCAGGAUGUAAAGUACAAGUGAGGACUUAAAUUGGACAUUAGGUGACAUAUGAUGCUUCAGUUAGGACACUUUUAAUAAAAAGGCACAAGAACAGCACCAGAGGUCCAUAGGCUCCUUGAUUGACCUUAUCUGUAACAAAUGAUGUGUCAAUGUUUGUUAAUGCACUGUCAAACAUUUCCUGUAAAAUGUACACUAACUUACUGGCAGUAAUGGCCAGUAGGUUAUUAUUUUACAGUACAGCUACUGUUAUCCAUUUUACGGUAAUCCAUUUUACGGUACCAAAAAUGUUACUGUAAUAUACUUUACAGGAUAUUACUGGAAUUACCCAUGCAGCGACAUGUUACCCAGUGUUCUUUGCAAGUUUUCAUUUUUACAUUGACAUUUUGUUCAUUUAGCGGUGCUCUUGUCAUUAACAACUUACAGUCAGUGUAUUCAACCAAGGUUGAUAGCAAGUAAAAAGUAAUAGCAAGUAAAACGUUUCUGUAACCGUUACUGGAAAUGUUGUUGUAGUUGAGGAUACAUUGGUAUUCAAAAUAAUUGUAAUUACAACAAGAUAUCUUAAAUUUUCUGACUAUCUCUGGAUAGUGUCAAUACAAUACUGAGAUAUUCAUGGUAACUUGAUGCCAGAGCAAUGAAACACAGUGCAAUAUGUUACAUGUGACUCUUAAACUGUAAGAACAUUAUUUCUACAGUAUUUUACUGUAAUUACAAGGGAUUAGCGCAAGCAAGUUGGCUGUAUGCAUUUGCAUAUUACAGCAUACUAAUGAAUACUUGUUGUUUUCUAUCACUUGCACUUCUAGAGGCCUAAACAAAGGCUUCCAAACUGUCCGUGAUUACAGGGCAAAACAGAUCAAAUGGACAUGGGUAAAUAUUCAACCAUUAAAAGGUUUAAGACCCGCUACCACUCUGAUCUGUUCCCUAUAUACAUUUAAUUGUUAGGGAAUUACUACCACAUAUCACUUAAAUUGGUACAGGACUCUCACGAUCGGAUGCAACCAAUAUAGCCACUACAAGGCAUGCCUUAAGAUAUGUUAAUGAGCCAGCGAUUCUUUCUCCUGCCACAAUAUUUCUCCACAAUGCACAAUCAUUUACAGUAUGCUGCAGUAAAUACAUAGCAAAACACCAAUACAGUACUUUAUUGUUGAAUUCCAUUUAAUAUUUCAUAUUCACAAUUGCUAAUAGUGAAUAUUUAAUUAUAUAUUACACUAUACCAACUGAUAUUUGGUGUUUUCUUUCCCUUGCACUUUAGGCCUUAACAAAAGCUUCUAAAUUGACAGCGACUACAAGCCUCUUUCUUGGAGGAUGCAUGCUCGCGCAAUUUGAAAGUUUGUUUCUGUCUCCAGACAUGAGUGAAAUCAACUGAUGACGUGAUAUGAAGAUAGUUGCAUGUGAACCACAUACAAGACUAUUUGUUUUCCUCUUUCCAGGUCUCCUUGAGAUAUCUCCAGUAGAGAGAGGAGUUGUGACAAUCUUUGGCGUCCAAAGCGGUCUAUUCGUGGCUAUGAACAGCAAAGGGAAGCUGUACGGAUCUGUGAGUGUAUGAGAUGAUCUACGGUUGAUUUCCGCCGGUAGAUGUUCUUAUCAGUAGCCUACUCGAUGACAUGUCACCACUUGAGCUGUAGCAACCACUCCCUCUGCUACAUACACCACAGCACCCCCGACAGCUCCUUUCCGUGUCACAUUGUUGGGCUGGGUUAUGGCAUGCUUCCAGUGCCUGGCCGUGUUUUCAUUGUGGGCCGGAUAAACCCAGGAACGGUAGCGCAGUAGAUCAUUCAGACUGCGCAUUCCAUUCUUAGCAUUGCCAGCCACCACAUGCACCUACUGUCCUUCCCAGAGUAAAGAUGAACUGGCCCAAAAUACCACCCACACACACUGUCUAUGGACCCCACAACACAGCACAUUCAUUAAUGUUCUUGAUGGGAUAGUUAAAUAGUUGGAUUGUGGCUCUAACAUAAUCGGUUUUAUCACCUGCCCUGGUUAUCCCUACCACACAAAAGCAUCAACAUUAAAGACAAAACCAAGCAGUCAAAUGGACUAGCCAACCCCUAUGGCAUUCAUUAAGGAUAUAUGGAAUAUAACUGUUAGAAACAUUAUACACUAUUUUGUCAAGUUUCAAUUUCUACAAAGUAGGUCACGUCUAGGUCAUGUCUUUGCCAUUAUACUGCUCAUACUAAACAUAUAGCCUAUAAUUAAACAUCUUUCUAAUCUUCUCUGUUUUAGGUUCAUUACAACAACGAGUGCAAAUUCAAAGAAACUCUCCUGGCAAAUAAUUACAAUGCUUACGAAUCGGUGGCAUACCCGAGGAUGUACAUUGGACUAAGCAAGACCGGUAAAACAAAAAGAGGAAACCGAGUGUCACCAGCCAUGACGGUGACGCAUUUCUUGCCAAGAAUCUGA
This is a messenger RNA of Coregonus sp. 'balchen', 3815 nucleotides long. The record is from the annotation of a GenBank genome assembly. Lineage: Eukaryota; Metazoa; Chordata; Actinopteri; Salmoniformes; Salmonidae.